CUCUCUCUCUCUCUCUCUCUCUCUCUCUCAACACACGCGCGCACACACACAAACGUUCAUCUGCCAAUUGUUCGGUUCAAUUUCUGUGGCCUCUGUCUACCUGCUAAGAGUGAAUGCCAAUUCUACGUAUUAACUGAUCAACGGAGAGAGUAAUUAGCAGCGAUGGGUUAGGUUGCAUUGUAUAACCAAAAUGGAGCCGAUCUGCUCUGGAGGUUAGAUCGUUCUUCCCUCCCAAGUGAAUCGGGGGCUGCAGUAUUAUUGCUGAAGAUCUGCGCCACGGAGACACGCCGAGCAAACAAAUUGACCACUGAUCUUUUACUCCAAUCGGUUCCAUCUUUUAGCAUGAUCUCUUGUCUUCGUUCCACCUUAGUCUCAAGUGAUGAGCACCUUGUGCAGAUUAUUGGGGCUGACACGAUAGACGAUGCCGCUGAAGAAAUUCUCAAGGCCCUCAAAGAAGACACCGAUACUACUAGAACUGCCAGUAGCAGAAACAAUGUGAUCUACUUCGAUGGCUGGAAUGGCCUGGGGGCAUCGGCCGUCCUCAGAGCCGUAGCACGGCGCCUCGCUGCAAGUGCAACUUCACCAGUUGGACUAGAGUUUGAGCAGGUCAUCCACAUCGACUGCUCAAAGUGGGAGAGCAGGAGGGCGCUUCAGAGGGCAGUCGCUGAGCAGCUGGAGCUCCCCGUUGAAGUGAUGGAGAUGUUCGACAAGCAAGAUGAGGACGAUUUCCUCGGUGUGAAAAAGGACUCCCGUGCUGAGGUACAACAGGUCGGCAGGGAGAUGCAUCGACACGUACAGAAGAUGGACCGCAGGUUUCUAGUGAUUUUGCACAAUGGGAGCAACGAGGAGAUCGAUCUGGCCAGCUUGUGUGGUUUUCCUCUGACUGGAUACUCAACCAACAAGGUGUUGUGGACAUUUCAAGGGAGAUUCCGGCUCAAACCCCGGAUGAAAGUUGACAAGGCCAUGCACAGCGCAGGAACAACUGAUGUUUUCAUCUCGAUGGCCCCUAGCCGUGAGGAGCAAGAGGAGGUCUGGCGCUACCUUUUGCAUCAGGACACUGAGGAAUUGCUUGCAGCAUGCAAGAUUGACAUUGCCAGUUAUGGCAUCAUACAUCAGCCUACACAAGUGGCCGAGUGUCUACUGUACAUGUUGGAGCUGUGUUCCAGAGGUAGUCAAGGGACACACUAUGAUCUCUCCACCCACGGCGGCAACUACUGGGUAUGUGAUGGCAUCAUACGUCGUUGGCUACAACACGGGGAGAGAGACGUCAGCGCUGCUGAUGACGAUGAUGAUGUGCUUUGGAGAGCCGCUGUUGCUCUGCAGCACGAGAUGCCACUGGAUGUGGACUACUACCAGCAUUUGUCCUCCUCUCACUUGGCAAGGUAUGUCAAGAGCAAGCCAUAUUGGUCUUCACCAGCUUAUGGGUUUACUCGGGUCCCGGAUGGUGUUAUCCCUGACGGAGUUCCAGCACUGCUCUGAUAAGCUUUAGUAUUCUCAAGCUCUCACAUUGCACCUUCAACUUCCAAUCACUUCCGUUCCUCUGCUGCCAGAGCCUCAGGUUUCUGUGGCUUGACCAUUGCCAAGACAUUGGGAUCACCGCAGAUGGAGCACGGCAAGAGGAGGAAAUAAGCCGCCAUUGCUUUCACAGGCUGUGGGUGCUGGACCUGCGCUACACAUGCUGUGAUCAGAUCUUGUCCGCACAGAUGAUGGAUCUGAUGACUCAGCUCAGGGAGCUAAAUGUUAUGGGAGCUCCAAACUGGGACAUGGGCCAGCUGCAGGGACGUCUGCCUAACAUUCGCAAGCUUCGAGUAACUAAAUCUACUGUCCGCUGUAGUUGCUCAGAAGAUGACCUGCUCUCGGAGAUGAACAAGAUGGAGCUUCUUGAAUUUUCAGAAAACCGUACCAAUGAUUCCAUGAGGAGAUUAUCUGGGCCAGGGAUAAGCAGAAAUAAUAGUAGCUGCCUUGAGACAGCCAUUGUUCAAAACUUUCCUAAUGGGUUAAGACAUAUCUCCUUCAGGGGAUGUACUAAACUGAAGAAUCUCUUCUUAAGUACUGGACAAUAUAUUUUGCCUCUCUACACCCUAGACAUUACAGGCACAGCAGUGAAAACACUAGAUCUCACUGCAUUUUUGGUUGCGGACCUCCGUGAGCUCUGUGAGGAAUGUGGAGUACUCACUCCUGGUUGUGAUGAGUGAAUUGUCAACCGUGCGGUGUGAUCGUGUGCUUGGUCUUUGGUUGCAGGUAGACGGGCGUCGAGUGUCGACGGAGAG
Messenger RNA from Panicum virgatum (switchgrass), 2270 nucleotides. RefSeq lists its product as uncharacterized. The record is from RefSeq and is a predicted model, not a curated record. NCBI's taxonomy places the organism in Eukaryota, Viridiplantae, Streptophyta, Magnoliopsida, Poales, Poaceae. The coding region runs from base 343 to 1479 and encodes 378 amino acids. The transcript has 2 exons.